AUGGCUGGCACGGCCAAGACCCUGCUCCUGGGCUUCCUCCUAGUCCUUGCUGUUGCGGCGACCUCGACGCAGGCGGCAGCCACCAUGCUGACGCUCCACAACCUGUGCCCGUACCCCGUGUGGCCGCUGGUGACCCCGAACACCGGAUUCCCCGCCAUCUCCGAGAACACGGGCCGCCUCGACGGCGGCGGGCGCGGGCUGGUCUCCUUCCGCUUCCCGGACAGCUUCUGGGCGGGCCGCGUGGUGGCGCGCACGGGCUGCAGCAGCAGCUCCGGGCCGCCGCCGUCGUCCCGCUGCGAGACGGGGAGCGCGCCACCGGCGACGGUGGUGCCGCUGGUGGUGCACGCGGAGGCGGAGGGGUGGCAGCAGGACCUGGCGGCGUACAGCGUGAGCCUGGUGGACGGGUUCAACGUGCCCGCCGUGGUGAGCCCGCAGGCGGUGGGCGGCGGGCAGUGCCCGGCCCUGGGGUGCGCGGCGGACCUCAACGCCGGGGGCCCGCCCUCGCAGCGCGUGCCGGGGGCCAGAGGCGCCGUGGUGGCGUGCAAGGGCCCCCCCCCGGGAUACUUCAAGGAGCGGUGCCCGCUGACGCGCACCACGGCCACCGAUGUCGAGCCCGUGCCGCAGCGGUGCUUCGCGCCUGGUGAGAUCAAGGUCGUCUUCUGCCAGUCCGCCAUGGUGAACGCCGCCGCCGGCGACGCCGGGCGCAUCCGCACCGUCGUCGCAGACAACUAG
Miscanthus lutarioriparius is the source of this 732-nucleotide messenger RNA. Lineage: Eukaryota; Viridiplantae; Streptophyta; Magnoliopsida; Poales; Poaceae. The record is from the annotation of a GenBank genome assembly.